This is a messenger RNA of Amoebophrya sp. A120, 1389 nucleotides long. NCBI's taxonomy places the organism in Eukaryota, Dinophyceae, Syndiniales, Amoebophryaceae. The record is from the annotation of a GenBank genome assembly.
GCAACUGCAACGAGUCUAAAUGUCGGUCUACAAGAGGACUCGCGCUCCUCGCAGCUACGGACUUUUCUUCACAAUGAGGAAUAUAUAAGUCGUGCAGAUCUUUCGUUCUCGUUCUCUCAUUCAGAACAUUUGUCGGUAUUCCCUCCGAGAAUGUAAAUUAUAAAUUGAGCAUCACCUUAGUAUCUCAUUGGCAUCCUGAUUCAUCGCGCAAGAGAACAGGGUCUAAGUAGGUAAAUGCAUCAUGUAGUUCUACUUCGUUCUAUUAAGAAAAUAAAAAUAUUCGUCGACGUCGUUGGAAGUUGUACUAGCUCUGCAAACAGUCGUUAUUUCUUUUCAGUACCAUAAAAUCAGUAAUCGCGUUCCGGCAAGGUUGUUUAUCACCAUGGCUUUAUCAUGCUUCGGUACCAGAGAAACGUACCAGUUUCUUAUGUUGGGCCCUCACAAUGCGGGGAAAACCACUCUGCUCUACAAAUUGAAACUUGGAGACAACUGGAAAAAGCAGGAGAUCAUUCGCGACAUGAAAAGUAUCAAAGACAAGGAAGAUUCAGGGUACUAGAAUCCUUUUUUCAGUGCUAAACUGUUGCAGUCCUACGAGCUAAUGACUACGGCGUAAGUGUUUCUCUACUUGAACCACGAGGGUCGUACUCAAAGAAAUGAUUCGAGAAUCAAUCUUCACAACGCCAAAUGUAAGCACUGUUCCAACCGAUCGAGGGAAGUGGUGCUAGCCUGUGGAAUGUGAUGAGAUAAAAAUAAUCUUUUCCAUCAGUGCCGGGUGCCACUACGAGGAGUUUCGGGGCAAAGGGAUGACCUAUGGGAUAUGGGACCUUCCAGGGAAGAAAGCCGCACGAACUCUGUGGCCGAUUUUUUACCGGUUUCUUCAAAUUGAUGCGGUGCUUUUGUGUCUGGAUAAGAUGGUGCUGCUAGACCAGUCGGCAGAGGCCCUGGAGACCUGCGAAGAGCUGAAGAAGCUGAUCGCUUUUAUGGUACACGAGCCCGAACUUCGAAGCGCCGCGUUUGCCAUCUUACUAAACGAAAAAGACAACGUCAAAGAGCUCGAAGACCUCAGGUAUAGUAUGAAUAUGUAAUUGAUUCUCUAUUGCUUUAUUCAUUCUGUGAUACUAGCGUGUUCGAUUUACAUGUAGUAUACUCGAGCCAAGGAAUCCAUUGCAUACAGGAAGUGCCUGUAGUUUCCCUUCGAAUUUGAUUGCACCGCAUUUCAGCGACCGGGAUUGCCGCGAGAUUCUUGGAUUGCACGAACUCCAGCUGGUCAGCGAGGACAGGAUAAUGAUUUUUACCCUGAACACCGCAGACGUCAAUGAGAGUUCAGGCGUAUGGCCGAAAAUUCUUGAAUUUUUCAAGCGGCAAAUUUUGGCGGCCUCAAAGGAUUGA